This is a messenger RNA of Thermothielavioides terrestris NRRL 8126, 684 nucleotides long. RefSeq lists its product as uncharacterized. The annotation marks the transcript as partial. NCBI's taxonomy places the organism in Eukaryota, Fungi, Ascomycota, Sordariomycetes, Sordariales, Chaetomiaceae. The record is from RefSeq and is a predicted model, not a curated record. The transcript is spliced from 2 exons.
UACCGCGUCAUGUGGCUUAGGCAACCACAUGCGGGCUAUUGCGAAGCCCUCGAGCUCCUGAGACCUAACCUGGAGGUCGGUAUCCAGGGCAACAACGUCAAUCGCGACCUUCAACACUUCGUCGCCGCCCCGGCUCGGCUCCCAAAGACCACGUCAAUCGCGACCACUUUUUCCAAGACCUCGUCGCCCCGGCCCGGCUCCCAUCCUUCCAACUGUCAAUCGCGACCACUUUCCAAGACCUCGUCGCCCCGGCCCGGCUCCCAUCCUUCCGACCGUUCCAACCUCCGACCGAUCAAUCGCUCCAAUCAACCGCCCCGACCAGUCGCCCCGAUCAAAGAACCCGACCGGCCAGUUGCCCCGAUCAAGGAACCCGACAGGUGGAUUGAAUGGUUGAAUGGUUGGAUGGUUGAGGUGCAAGAUACAAUGGACUUGCAAGCUGAGGACAGCUUUUCUGUUUGUUCGUAGGGGGGGCAAUUGUUACACGCAGUUGUGGGUCACCUGUGGCCACCUGUAGCCAACUGCGCAAGUGUGGGCCCACUGGGCCCACUAGGCCCCACAACAGCACUGGGCCCCGCAACAGUGCACAGGCCACCUUACGCACAGGCCACCACACUCCUGUAUUUAGGUAGGCACUUGCCCGCAUUCUACACUCUUGCAAUACAUCCAUCUUGCACUCCUCCGAAG